Molecule: messenger RNA, 2121 nt
Organism: Micromonas pusilla CCMP1545
Lineage: Eukaryota; Viridiplantae; Chlorophyta; Mamiellophyceae; Mamiellales; Mamiellaceae
Exons: 1
Coding region: 1-2121 (706 amino acids)
Source: RefSeq, a predicted model, not a curated record
AUGACCGACCUCGACGCGACGGUGGCGAGCUUCACGCCGACGCGGUCGCCCUCCGCGGACCGCUCCUCCGCGUCCGAGCCGUCGCCGACGCCGACGCCGACGCCUUCUGAUGAUGCGUCGAGAUCGCCCCGCGUCAUCGUCACCCCGGGCCGCGAUCUCGACGCCGCGGCGAGCCGCGCGGCCAGGCGCGACGCGGAGCUCAGCGCGCGCGAGGCCGCGCUCGCGGAGCGCGAGGCCGCGCUCGCGCUCGAGCGCGCGGCCUUGGCGAGCGCGCGCGAGGCCGCGAGCGAGAGCACGUCGAGGGUCGCCGCGGAGACGACCGUCGCGUGCAACACCGCGGCGAAAUCGAAAGCCAUGAACGCCGCGGUCGCCGCGGAGCUGAACCGCCGGGAGGACGCGCUGAGUCGCCGCGAGGACGAGAUCGCGGCGAGGGAGCGCAGGGAGACGUCCGCCGCGCUGCGCGAGCGCGAGGACGUCGUCGCGGAGCGCGAGAAGCGUGCGGCCGCGGUCGAGGCGCAGCUCGACGCGAAGCUCGCGGAGGCGGAGCGCGCGGAGGCGGCGCGGGGCGCCGCCGCGCGCGACGCGAUCGAGACCGUCACCGCGAACUUGGAACGCCGCGCCGCGGAGGUUGCGAGCGCGCAGGUUCAGAGCGACGAGCGCGCGCGCGUCGCGGACGACCGCCUGAAGGCUGCGGACGAGCUGCACGCGUCCUUGGAGGCGAGGGAACGCGCGGCGACGGAACGCGAGUCCGCGUUGUCCCAGCUGCAAGACGCGGUCGAGCAGCGGAGCGAGGCGCUGCGCGAGGCCGGGCGCGAGCGCGGGGAGGCCCUGGAGGCGAUGCAGAUCACGCUGAAAGCGCGGGAGGAAGCGCUGAAGGCGGUGGAAGCGCAGCUCGCGGAGUCGAGGGCGAGAGCGCGAGAGACGGCAACCUCCCAGGGCGGCGGCGGCGGCGGCAGCGGCGGCGGCGGCGGCGACGACCUCUCCGAGGACGCCGUCCAGAUGCUGCACGUGCUCCAGCUCAAGCUCCAGCUCGCGGAAGCCGAGCGCGCGGCCGCGGAGGAUAAGACGAACGAGAUGGAGCGCAGGUGCGAGCAGUUCGAAGCCGUCGCGACCGCGGCGACGGACCUCGCGUCGAAGCUCGAGGCGACGGUGUCGACGCAGCAACGCGUCCUGGAGACUUUGAACGAAAACGGCGCGGGCGAGUCGUCAGAGUUGGAGCUCGCGAACGCGGAGAUCGCGCGGUUGAAGCUGAUGAAUAACGGUGCUGGCGGUGGAGUGGGCGAAGAGAACAAGGAUGAGGAGAUUGCCACGCUGAAACGCGCGUUGCGUCUCGCGGCUGAGCGCGCCGCCGCCGCGGAGAAGGCGGCGAAGGCGGCGAUCGCGCGCGUCACCGCGCACGCAAAGGCGCAGAAGAACGGGGAGAUGGACGCCCUUCGCGCGACGCACGACGCCGAGGUCGCCGCCGCGGUCGCGAAGGUUUCGAAGGGCACCGCGAUCGAGGACUGGGUCGCGAUCGCCGACGACGCCAGGCGCGAACGCGACGACAUCGCGGAGGAGCUCCGCGUCGCGUCCGCGGCGAGCGCUCGCGCGGCGGCGGUGUCGGAGAAGCUCGAUGUUCGCACCGCGACGUUAGCCGCGACGACCGCGGCGCUGGAGGAGGUUGUGAGGUCUUCUCAUGGGGGACGGGUGUUGGCGUCGUCACAAGAGAGCCCCCGGGCUGCUCCGAAAAACGACGACGACGCGUCGGAAGACCAUAUGGCAGUGUUGGACUACCUGUGCUCCGUCGCGCGCGAGCGAUUUAAGGACGACGGCGACGGCGGCGACGGGGGGAGGGACUUGUUCGAGGGCGGGAAGCUCGAGGCGCGCGCGCGCGUCGCGGUGAAGGACGUGACGCGCGCGUUGACCGAAGCGGCGGCGGCGGCGGCGGCGGGGGGGGGGGUUGGGGGAGCGGGGUCGGGCGUGCGCGCGUUUGCUUCACCGGCGACGGGCGAGGGAGGACUGAAUCCUGAGAGGGACCUGAGCCCGAUCGAGCGCGCGACGAGCCCGGCGGUGAUGAAGCUGCACGCGAUGGAGGCGUCGUUUGCGGCGCAACGCGAGCGGAUGACGACUUUGACGAUGUAG